Molecule: messenger RNA, 2391 nt
Organism: Centropristis striata (black sea bass)
Lineage: Eukaryota; Metazoa; Chordata; Actinopteri; Perciformes; Serranidae
Product: nuclear factor 7, ovary-like
Exons: 2
Coding region: 475-1893 (472 amino acids)
Molecular function (GO): zinc ion binding; protein binding
Source: RefSeq, a predicted model, not a curated record
AAUUACGUCCGUGGUCACAGUAGAUAAUGUGGCUCAUAUUUAGUUUAUCUCAGUUGUUUUCUAGUGAUCUGGACUGAAUUGUUUCAUCUUAUAAUAAUGUGUCUUUACUUUAACAGGACUUACAUGUUGAAUGUUGAACACACAGAUAAGGGCGUGUGCUGCCUGCUUUCCUCAUUCCUCAGGUGUUGACAUCAAAUGACGUGAGUCAUGUGACAUUUCUGCACUUUGUUCCUGCCCAGAGUUCAAUAUUCACCACCGGAUCAGACUCAAGGAUUCUGCAUUAAAAGACCACUGAAAGGAGGACAUACUGGGAGCACUGGAAUUACUGGACACCACUUCAACUGCUGCUGUUUUCACAUUAUUAACAGGAAAGUUAGAGGAGCUACGACUCAAAGUAAAGUAAAUCUUUCUACUUCCUUGACAGACCAACUCCCUUGUUUGUGUGCUGUGUUUUCAGCUUCACUCAGAGAGAAAAUGGCUUCCAGAUCAGAGGAGGAUCUCACUUGUCCUAUUUGUCAGGAGAUCUUUAAGAACCCUGUUGUUCUGUCGUGUAGCCACAGCUUCUGUAAAGACUGUUUGCAGGAAUGGUGGACAGAGAAACGGAUACAUGAGUGUCCAGUUUGUAAGAGAAAAUCGUCAAAGGAUCAACCACCUAUUAGUUUGGUGAUAAAGAACCUUUGUGAGGCGUUCUUACUGGAGAGAGAUCAGAGAGCUUCAGAGCCUCUCUGCAGUCUGCACUCUGAGAAACUUAAACUCUUCUGUCUGGACCAUCAGCAGCCAGUUUGUGUCAUCUGCAGAGACUCAAAGGUACACAAGAAUCACAGAUUCAGUCCCAUCGAUGAAGCUGCACAGGAUCACAAAGAGGAGCUCCAGAAAUCCCUGAAGCCCUUACAGGAGAAACUGGAGCUCUUUGGACAAGUUAAAGGAACUUGUGAUCAAACAGCAGAACACAUUAAGGUCCAGGCCCGACACACAGAGAGGCAGAUUAAGGAGCAGUUUAAGAAGCUUCACCAGUUUCUACAAGAGGAAGAGGAGGCCAGGAUCUCUGCUCUGAGGGAGGAAGAGGAGCAGAAGAGUCAGAUGAUGAAGGAGAAGAUUGAUGCUCUGAGCAGAGAGAUAGCAGCUCUUUCAGACACAAUCAGAGCCACAGAGGAGGAGCUGAGAGCUGAACACGUCUCAUUCCUGCAGAACUACAAGGCUGCAGUGGAAAGAGUCCAGCAGCGCCCCCUGCUGGAGGAUCCACAGCUGCUCUCAGGAGCUCUGAUAGAUGUGGCCAAACACCUGGGCAACCUGGCCUUCAACAUCUGGAACAAGAUGAAGGAGAUGGUCUCCUACACUCCUCUGAUUCUGGAUCCAAACACUGCUGGUCCAGGACUCAUCCUGUCUGAAGAUCUGACCAGUGUGAGAUGUGGAGAGAAACAGAAACUUCCUGACAAUCCAGAGAGGUUUAAUCACUACGCCGUUGUCCUGAGCUCUGAGGGCUUUAACUCUGGGACUCACAGCUGGGACGUUGAGGUUACAUAUGAUGAACCCUGGGGCAUAGGUGUGAUGGAGGAGUCUGGCUUGAGAAAGGGUGAAAUACCAACUGGAUGCUGGGUGAUUGGUUUCUGUGAUGGAGAACACACAGCAGUCUCCCCACCACUCUUUCAUAAACUCCUCUCAGUGAAGAAGAGGCCACAGAGGAUCAGAGUUCAUCUGGACUUUGACAAAGGAAAACUGUCAUUCUUUGAUUCUGAUACAAACACACACAUACACACCUUCACACACACUUUCACUGAGAGACUGUUUCCAUUUAUUGAGACAUUGAAUCAAACAUCCAUGAAGAUAUUAGCAGAGACGGUCUCUGUCACAACAAAGGUGGAAGUUUUAUUAUGUAUGUUCUGUUUUAACUGAGUUACUCUGAGAAAAAGUAAAAUGUGAAAUGUGUCAAUCAGGAACUGAUGGGAAGAAAAUAAGGAAGAAGACGAUGAUGAUGAUUCUGAUAAUAGGGAUACCAUUAUUAGCAUGAAUAUUAUUUUCUUCCUUACAUUAAAUAUUAGCUAAUGUUACAUGUAUAUUUAGCCGUUUGAUUUAAGGGAAUAUAAUUCAUUUUAGAAAAUUAUAUAUUUUUAAUCUUGUUUUUGGGCAAUUGCUACUUUUAUUGUUCAGAGUUUUGAUUUUAUUCUGCACUGUUAGUCAAUUUGUAACAGAACUUCAUUUUAAACAGUGAAGACUUCAGGUUUAUUUUUUAAUUCACUGUAAGUUACUCUGUCAGGGAAAAGCAGAUGUGUAAACUGUAUAUAACUGAUUACAUGUUAUCUUCUCUUUGUAUUCUGAAACCUACUGGAGAUGAUUCUUAAUUGUUGUUUGGAAAUAUAAAAACUAAUAAAGGUUUGAUGAUUAGAAAUAAAA